CAAAACAAACUUGUGCCAAUAAUAGUGGUUCCGACCAUAUCUGGAUUUAAUUUAUUUUAUUUUAACAACUAGCUACCAAAAGCUAGCGUGAGGGAUUUAUUUAAAAUGUCUAUUCCAGAUUUAGCGGCACAAAUAGUUAACAAAACUUUGAAUCAAAUAAGCGAAGACACUGCUCGAACUAUCAUUAUUGUUGGAAGUAAAUCUGUGGGGAAAUCAAGUUUAUUACACAGCUUCCUUGAAAAAUCCGAUAGGCCUCGAGAAACAUUAGUUUUAGAAUAUUCUUUCGGAAGAAAAUCAUCUCAAAAGCAGGGAAUCGAGAAGAUCAUAUGUCAUGUGUGGGAGUAUGGCGGAAGAUUGGAAAUGCUAAGAAAUGUUUUAGUAUCAAUUCCAGUAACUGGAAGAUUUUUUUUGUGUAUCAUGGUUGAUUUAAGUAAGAUUAAAACAGUUUGGAAUACCUUAGAAACAUGCAUUCAAAUAGUAAGCGACAGUUAUAUAAAUUCACUUCCAGAAUUAAUUAUAAUUGGAGGUAAAUACGACGUUUAUAAAAAUUACGAUGGUGAUAUGAAAAAAAAUAUUUCUACAACAUUGAGGAGCAUGGCUGUGCUUUACAACGCACAUUUAUUAUUUUAUACAAAUAAAGAGCCCCAAUUAGUGAGAAAGGCUAAGGAAGUAUUCUACAAUAUUGGAUUUGGUAAUGGCAUUCCAUUUCGAGAAAAAAAUACAAACUAUACAAAACCUUUGAUGAUACCAAGAGGAUCAGACAACUGGGACAGUAUCGGAGUUCCAUCAUCUACUUUAGAACAGAUAAAAAUGCGUCAUUUAUCUCGAAUUCCCUCAGAAGGAGAAAUGAAACAGGAAGUUAAAGGAUUACAACGGAGUCAUCCUGAACCUGCCCUAGAUUCACUAGUUGCUCUCAAGUAUGAAGAACUGCAUAAUUUGGAGACAUUCGAUCCGUCAAUUGAUGAAUAUCUAAUGUUACUGUAAUAGGGUUUUGUGGAAAAUGUUAUCUAUACUU
Molecule: messenger RNA, 1015 nt
Organism: Maniola jurtina (meadow brown)
Lineage: Eukaryota; Metazoa; Arthropoda; Insecta; Lepidoptera; Nymphalidae
Product: cytoplasmic dynein 2 light intermediate chain 1
Exons: 4
Coding region: 106-984 (292 amino acids)
Biological process (GO): intraciliary retrograde transport; intraciliary transport involved in cilium assembly
Cellular component (GO): axoneme; ciliary basal body; cytoplasmic dynein complex
Molecular function (GO): dynein heavy chain binding
Source: RefSeq, a predicted model, not a curated record